AUGGCUAAAUACCAGCAAUCAAGUCAGUUUAGGCCUUCACCAGAUGGCAUCAAUAGAUCAGCAGUAGAGACAAAAAUACCGACGCUUAGCCCGUCUUGGAAAUCUAGCUAUGCUGUUACUAACUCUGCAUCUCCAAGAAAUUAUGAUGGAGACUAUAAUACGCGAGCUAGUCCCAGCCUUGCCAAAUAUUUUAAUGCAGGAGAUCAAUUAAGAGAAAUGUUAGCUCGUUAUAAUCAAUAUUCAGGUCAUUCUCGUAACCCAGUAACACUUACUAAAUUAAUUGCAAGUUCUGGUCAGGCAAAUUCACUUCACAGGCGGAAAUUGAAAAGAAUCGGUAGUUGGCCUAUUGCGAUGAAUGAAACAAUAGCUGAAGAAGGAAUACAACCGCUAAAGCAGUUUGUUAAGGCUUCAGAAGGAGUACUAGAUAAGGAUAUUAGUGCAGGUGGCGAAACUUCUGUCGCUGAUAAGAGGCUUAAAAGUAAAAAUGCUGAUAUUUCCAAUUUACAUACCGAUUCAGCAAUUAAGUCCAUUAAGGAAGAAAUGAAUACUAUAAAACAGUUUCAAAUCCACCAAGAAGCAACUUCUGAUCAGUUUUCCGAUUCAAUUGUUAAUAUGAAUUUGAUUAAUAAGUCCAGCGAUCAAACUCAAGAAGCUCCUAAAGAUGUUAAAGUUGGGCAUGAACAUGCCGAUACAAAUAUACCGGUACAUGUGUUAAAUACCUCCAAACCUAUAAAUCAAGUUAUUGUUGACAGAUUAACAAGCGAGCGCGACGAAGCAUUGCAAACAGCUGUUCGAUAUCGCAAAAUUGUUGAUGAAAUGUGCCAUAAAGAAGUAGCAAUGUAUAAACAAAUCAAGAACUGUGUAGAAACGAUGGAAACAAUGCAAAUGGAGAAGAAAGAGACCGAAUUUGAAGUUAUGCAUGCAAAAGAAGAAAUUGCAAGGCAACAGGAAAAGUAUAGCCGUUUGUUAGAGACAAUAUCGGAAAGAUGUAUGAAAGAACGUCAAAACGCAAAUGCAGACUGUCAAGUUGAAAUACAAGGACUACAACAGCAGAUUAAAAGUAUGGAAGAUAUUGAAAUCACGUUACGAAAUCAAAUAGAUCGACAAACAAGAGAGAAGACCCAACUGUUAAUAGAUUUAGAACAAGUGCGAAGCCAGUUAAUGGCAAAAGAUGUUGAUUCCAAUCAGCUCUUAGAUAAAGUAAACUCCGAGGUAUCACUUGCCAAUAUAGAGCGCAACAAUGCCCUCGAUGAAGCCGCAUCGUUAAGACUAAAAUUAACCCAAGAGCGCAAAGAAAGAGAAAGAAACGAUAUGAAACUAAAAUCAGAAACUGAAGGUUUACAGCGUCGUUUAAGGACAAUUGAAACUGAGCUAAUGGCAAGUAAAGAUAAUUCACUACAACUAACCCAGCAAAUAACUAAACUUGAACAACAGUCUAUUCAAAUUUCCACCGAUAAAGAUUCACGAGAACGAGGUUAUGUUGAAGAAAUCAAUAAACUGCAGUCGUGGUUGAGGAAGCAAGAAGCAGAUUACAUGACUGCAGCAAGAAAAACUGAGAUAGAAUAUCAACAGUCUAAGCAAGAAUUGCAAAAUAUUCUAGAUGGACAAAUUCAUGUCUGCAAUCAGUGGAAAGAUUCAUCAAAUCAGCUAGCAGAACAGUUGCAGGAAAUCACGGAUAAAUACGGACACAUGAAAAAUCAAAGUCAAACUCUUGAACGUGAAUUACAAGAAAAAUUACAUUAUGCAAAUAAGACUAUUCAAGACUUGGGAGAUUAUUCUAAUCAGCAGGAUAAAUUAAUAAGUUCACUAAGGGAAAGACUUGAAGAGGAAGAAAACAGUAAUCAAAAGUCAGCAAAUCAGAACUUCGAACUACUAACCAAACAAAGUAGUUUAUUACGGGAUAGGCAAUUACUAACGGAAGAAAUAGAAUAUUUAAAAUUACAAUUAGCUGCAAUACCCGCCGCUAUCCCUAAAUGGGAAACUACAAAUAACGCUAGCUCGGACGAACCCGAGUUAACAUGGCAGUAA
Molecule: messenger RNA, 2028 nt
Organism: Trichoplax adhaerens
Lineage: Eukaryota; Metazoa; Placozoa; Uniplacotomia; Trichoplacea; Trichoplacidae
Exons: 16
Coding region: 1-2028 (675 amino acids)
Biological process (GO): neuron migration; tube formation; establishment of cell polarity
Cellular component (GO): centriole; centrosome
Source: RefSeq, a predicted model, not a curated record